This is a messenger RNA of Dentiscutata heterogama, 369 nucleotides long. Lineage: Eukaryota; Fungi; Glomeromycota; Glomeromycetes; Diversisporales; Gigasporaceae. The record is from the annotation of a GenBank genome assembly.
CACCUAUAAGGCCUAAAGAUUCGGUUCCUGAAAUUUUUUCUGGUACUAGAGUUUCUUAUACUAUUAUUUCUGAUAAUGGUCUUUCUAAUUUGAAUGGGCAUAUUAUUCCACUUAAUAACAAUGUCAAUGAAUAUGAAUGGGAUUUAAAUCCGAUCCCAACAUUUUCAAGAGCUAUGUUUAACGUAAUGAAGAAUAAUACUUAUAUACUGUAUGUAGUAUAUAAUGAUAGUAGUUGGGACAUUUUCAGCACGAAUGUGGAAAAAUUCAGAAAUGACUUUGGUUAUGAAAAUCCAAAUGUUAUUUCAACUUAUCCAAAAAUUAAUGAUACUAUCUCACCACGUAUAAGUUCUAUAAGCAUAACAUUUUCAA